Molecule: messenger RNA, 2049 nt
Organism: Chenopodium quinoa (quinoa)
Lineage: Eukaryota; Viridiplantae; Streptophyta; Magnoliopsida; Caryophyllales; Amaranthaceae
Product: protein MODIFIER OF SNC1 11-like
Exons: 6
Coding region: 167-796 (209 amino acids)
Biological process (GO): poly(A)+ mRNA export from nucleus
Cellular component (GO): nucleus
Source: RefSeq, a predicted model, not a curated record
AGCUUGUUACUAACGUGUGUAAAAAUAAUAGCCGACCUCGGACCUCCCAAUAAUGUCACACCCUGGUCUCUCUCUAUCUUUUACGCCCUGUCUUCUUUGAAUCCCUCUACACUAGUCGCUCUCUCUCUCUAGCUUCUCCCCCUAAUCUCCUCCCAUCCCUAAACUUAUGGCGACUGCUACUCAAACUAAUUCCCCUUCGCAAAUUUCAGACCUCGAAAACCCUAACAAAACCCUAAUCCUAACCACAACGAAUCUCACCGAUAAAACAACCAAAUCUUCCGAUGAAUCUGCCGCCGCCAUUGAUGCUGUUGUUAACAGCAAGGAUUCAGAGGAGUCGAUGGAAGGUACUGAUUCCACCGCCGUUGUUUCUCCUACUGGAGGCUCUGCUAAUGAUAUUGAGAAAAAGGUUCGCAGGGCUGAAAGAUUCGGCGUUCCUGUUCAGUUGUCUGAGCAAGAGAAGCGCAGUUCUAGGGCUGAGAGGUUUGGCGUGGGUGCUGGAUCAGAAGCUUCCAAGACAUCUGAGGAUCUGAAGAGAAAGGCUAGAGCUGAGAGGUUUGGGCUUUCUCUGUCAGCUGAUGAGGAAGCAAAAAAGUCAGCUGAUGAGGAAGCAAAAAAGAAAGCUCGACUUGCCAGAUUUGGUUCUGACACAAAGACAGAUACUCUUGAAGAAGAGAAAAGGAAAGCACGGGCAUUGAGGUUUUCUCAACCUUCUUCAAAUGCUGUGCAGCAUGUCAAUGGAAAGGAAGAUGUUGGUUCGAAUCCUGCAAUAGCAGGCAAUGCUGUUGAAGGAGUUUGACAAUCUGGAGUAGUUUAUUACUAUAGUAACUAGUGUAGAGUAACCUUUUUCUCUUUGUUCUAUGGCCUCAAUACCUUUGACAAUCACUUUUCAAGUUAUGCUGUUGAAGUUUUGGGUCAGUGGAAGAUUUUUCCUUUUUGUUAGACCUUAAUACCCAGCAAGUCUAAGAUUAGUUGAGAAUUUCCUCCUGAAUGGCUAAUUUGCUAGAAUUAUUGGCAAAAAUAUAUGAACUGAAUCCUCUAUAUGUAAAAUGCUGACUAAAUGCAAGCUUAAGUAGGUUAUUUAUCUUGGAUGAGGAGAGAUUGCAGACCUGUUAUAACUCCCUAGCUUGAUGGCAAAUUAAUGUCAAGCUGCUAACAUUGUCCUGGUAACAUCCAAACAAGUUUUUAUUGACAAGCUGCUAUGUUGGUAUUGUGUGAGUUUACUCUCUUGAAAAAAUUGGUUUCCCCUUAAUUUGUGACAGUUUUCAAAAAAGUAGCAGUACCUCAUGGGAUUAAGAUUAUAGGUGCAGCAUUUGUCGUAUGUGCAGGUUAUGGGUUUUUGGUUGGGAUGGGAAGAUUUUGUUUGUUUGGAUUGAUAACUGCUUACGAUUCUGUGAAUCUAGGAGAAAUUAUUGUUAAGUAAUGCUAUGUGCCUAUGUAUGUGCUAUUGCUUUUAAUUUAGUACCCAAAAAAAAAAAAGAGAGAGCUUUUUGUUAAUGAUUUUCUUGAGAAAAAAGAAGUUAAAUCGAUUUAAUCACUUGGUCUUUCUUUAUUUCUCCUCUAUGUUUGGCGCUUUAAUUACUUGUUGAUACGUUUUGAGAUGCAAUAGCCAUUAGGGGUUAGCGUAUGUCACUGAGUUGCAGUUAGGGAUAGCUGAUGAAUUUAAAUCUCUUUAGACGAAGUAUCAUGACUGGGUAAAUGUGUGUCUAAUAUUGAGCUGCUGUUGGUGUUAAUCCCUGAAGCCUGCAAUGUGCAUAGUUAUGAUGUUCUUAAGGUUGCUAGCGUGUCAUGUCAUUCAGGAGGUUUUCUAGAGUAUAUUAGGUCUUUGCUGGGUACUUGACUAUUCGUUGCGGAUGUGUUUGGAUGGAAGCUAAUGAUAUGUGGGCCUAGUUGUAUGGAAGUUUGAGCUGCAGCUUCUGUAAAGAUGUUAUAUGCAUGAACAUUCUAGCUUGGAAAAUUUAUGUCGACUGUCAAACAUUUUGGAAAGAUGACCAUGUAACAGCUCAGUAUUGUAAUUUUAUAAAUUUUUUAUUGAAUAUUAUUUUCCAUUGC